UUAUAAAUACGUAAUAGAUUUUAUUCAAAAGUAAAAAGAAAUAAAUAUCAUGGAAACAAACGAUAAAACUGAUAAGGAAGUUUCUCCAUCUAAACAAGCUAAAAUUGAGUCUUCUUUCCAGUCUGCAUUUAAUGAAUUAAGGAAGUCAGAAUAUUUUAAUGAACCAGUGCCUGGUCCUUCUAAAGCCAAGGACUCCACAAUUUUUAAUACAUUGUUAGUCAGUUUAAAACAAAAAGGAAAUCCAUUAUUAAAAUUUAUAAACAACGUUCCUUGGGAAUAUUCUGAAAUAGUGCCAGAUUAUGUUAUGGGAAAAACUACUUGUGCCCUUUUUUUAUCAAUACGUUAUCACCAACUUAAUCCUGAUUAUAUUCAUGAACGCUUGAAGAUGUUGGGAAAUAUGUAUAAUUUGAGAGUGCUUUUAGUUCAGGUAGAUAUAGCAGAACCUCAGCAUGCACUAAAACAUUUAACAAGAAUUUGUAUUCUCGCGGAUUUAACAUUAAUGCUAGCAUGGAAUGCAGAGGAUGCAGGUAAAAUUAUUGAAACAUACAAAAUUUAUGAAAAUAAACCACCUGAUGCAAUUAUGGAACGUAGUGAAACAGCACCAUAUCAAAAGUUAGUUAAUGCUUUAACAACAAUUCGAUCAGUUAAUAAAACAGAUGCUACAACUCUUUUAUCAACCUUUGGUACAUUGAAUGAAUUGAUAAAAUCUCAGCCAAAUAUACUAGCACUUUGUCCUGGUAUUGGUUUACAAAAAGCAGAAAGAAUCCAUAAAACAUUACAUGAACCAUUUUUACGUCCUUCAAAAUCUGUGAAAUAA
Eufriesea mexicana is the source of this 817-nucleotide messenger RNA. It is a transcript of the gene Ercc1, whose product is annotated as DNA excision repair protein Ercc1. The transcript is spliced from 5 exons. Gene Ontology annotation, biological process: UV-damage excision repair; mitotic recombination. The coding region runs from base 50 to 817 and encodes 255 amino acids. The record is from RefSeq and is a predicted model, not a curated record. Lineage: Eukaryota; Metazoa; Arthropoda; Insecta; Hymenoptera; Apidae. Gene Ontology annotation, molecular function: single-stranded DNA binding; damaged DNA binding. Gene Ontology annotation, cellular component: nucleus; ERCC4-ERCC1 complex; nucleotide-excision repair factor 1 complex.